UAUCGACUCCACAUUAGUAUCAUAGGUCGAUCGAAUCAGUGGUCCUCAACAAAAUGAAAGUUUUGUGACAUAAAGAAUAUUAAACUAUAAACAAUGAAGUUAAUUAUAAUUACAGUGGUUAUUUUAAGCUGUCUCUACAGUGCUACAGCGAGAUGUGUAAUGCGAGGCGAGUGUGUAGAGAUCAACGGGUUCGCAAAACCGUGCCCUUUCCCGUACGAUCCUCCAGCCCUACUUGUAAAUUUAACACAAUCUGAUAGAAUCGAGAUCUUGGAAAUUCUGGAAUCGCGAUGUCCGUUUUUAGUAUACGAUGAAUACGGUACUCUUAAGCCGAUCGAAGACAUCUUGACAUGCUGCGAUGAGAUCCAGUUGAGGAAAAUGCAGGAGAGCUUGAUGCUAGCCGAAGGUAUCCUCGGCAGAUGUCCGACGUGCUUACGAAAUUUUGUCAGACAAAUCUGUGAGAUGAAUUGUUCCCCAGAUCAGGCGCGGUUCGUAGAAGUAACAGUGAUAAACGCGACGGACGGUACUCCAUAUGUCAACGAAAUCGAUUACAGAGUAUACGAAAACUUUAUGUUGGACGCUCACGCUUCAUGUUCCAGUGUGGUCGUCCCUCAAACUGGAAUGCCGGCCAUCAAUCUCAUGUGCGGCAAUGCUCCCGUUUGCGACGCUGACGCAUGGUUCGGAUUUACUGGAGAUACUACGACGAAUCCUUUAGCUCCUGUUCAAGUAAACUUUUUGAGAUGGCCAACGGUAGAGGACUCGAUGAACGCUCGUGCUCCUCCGUGUGAAGAAACCGUGGGAGAAGAUCUACCCUGCAGCUGCGUCGAUUGCUUAGCGAAUUGCCCUGUUGGAACUGAGCCGCUUCCGCCAAGUAUUUGCACUGUUCUUUCAGUAAACUGUAUUAGUUUCUCCAUAGGAAUAGUGGUUUUCGUCAUCGGUGUUACUAUAUUCUGUAUACUUUCGAUAUUGGAAUACAGGAGGUUGAGAAACGUUAGAAUUGAAAAUAAUAACUACAAAUCUGUUCCCGAAGACAAUUUCUUCAUUGCAUUUUUCCAAGAAACAUUUGGUGCAAUCGGCGCAUUUUCGUCAAAAAAUCCUGUACUUGCUAUCAUGGUCACCACAUGGAUAGCUUUCGCUAUGCUCUUCGGUGUUCUGAAUCUCAAUCUAAGCUCAGAUCCUCUCGAACUUUGGUCUGCACCGGAUUCAAGGAGCCGGACAGAGUUAAACUAUUUCAAUUCAAGGUUCGGGCCAUUCUAUCGCGCCGCUCAAGUUUACCUUCAGUUUACCGGUUUGGAGCCCUUCGAAGUAGAUAACGUGACAUAUGGCCCGGCUUUCAGAAUAGAAGCCUUGCAAGAAUUAGUCAAACUAGAAGACGCCAUAUUUAACAUUGGCAGAGACACAGGGGGCGUCGUUUUGAAAGAUGUUUGCUACGCACCUCUUAGACCUCGUGGCGGUGAAAAGAGAGUAGAGCAGUGUACAUUCAUGUCAGCAUCAGUUUAUCUUGGCAGAGACCGCAACAAUAUAAAUAAUGAAACAUACUUAGAUACCAUUCAGAAUUGCUUGAAUAAUUACUUGGCCCUUAACUGUAUGGCUGAGUGGGGCGGCGGUGCCGACCCUGAUAUUUCUUUCGGAGGUGUUACGGGAGAUAAUAUUUUAAGUGCCAAUACGCUACUUAUAAACUUUCCUAUAAGUAAUUUUCUUUUAGAAGAAGAGCUGCAACCCGUGCUCGAAUGGGAGCAGAAGUUUCUUGAUUUAUUACACGAUUAUGAAGCAAAUUGGAAACCGGAUUUCGUCGAUGUUAGUUAUGGUGCUGAGCGGUCAAUUGCUGAUGAAAUUGAGCGAGUUUCACGGGCAGAAGUUUUACCUAUUGCUCUGAGUUAUUUACUUAUGGUUAUAUAUGUUAUACUAGCUUUAGGAAACAUACGAUAUUGUAGAACUUGGUUGGUCGAUAGCAAAGUAACAGUAGGUAUAAGUUGCAUAAUUAUUGUAGUAGGUUCCAUUUUUUGUGCGAUGGGUGUAAUGGGUUACGCUCAAAUUACAUUGACAUUGUUAGCGAUUAACGUGAUACCAUUUUUUGUGUUAUCAGUGGGAGUAGAUAAUGUUUUCUUAAUGGUUAAUACCUUACACGAUAUAGAAACUAACUUAAAAGAGUACGAUGAUUACAAUGAAAACUUUAGUGCUAGAAAAAAGAGAACAUUCGUGUUCACUAAAAUGAUGAAGAGAGUUGGGCCAUCUAUGUUUGUUACUUCGGUUACACAAAUCACUUGCUUUGCGAUUGGAAGUCUUGCUAAUUUCCCUGCAGUGGUCACGUUUGCGGUGUUUGCUUCAUUGUCUUUAGGUUUCUUAUUUAUUUUUCAAAUCACUACUGUUGUUGCGAUAUUAUCAAUUGACUAUGACAGAGCCAGUCAAAAUAGACUAGAUGUAUUUUGUUGUGUUCAAAAGAAAGUCCUUCUAGAUAAUGAUCCUUUGAACGCAGAUACGCCGUAUCAGAGUAUCAUCGCGAGAUUAAUGAAACCCUACUCCGAAUUUAUUUUAAAUUGGAAAGUGAAAAUUGUUGUAGCAAUUAUAUUUAUGGCAAUAUUUUCCAUCAGUAUAAUAUUAAUACCGCAACUUGAAAUAGGAUUAGAUCAAAAUUUAGUUUUACCUACCGAUUCUUACAUGUACAAAUAUUUGCAAUCAGUAAAUGACGUGUUGCGACUUGGACCACCAGUUUAUUUCGUUUUGAAAGGAGGGUUAAACUUUACAGACACAAACGAUCAAAACGUUAUUUGUGGAGGUCAAUUAUGUUAUCCAGACUCUCUCACAACCCAAAUAUUCUUAGCUGCUCGGCACAGCGACAUUACGUAUAUAGCAAAAAGUUCUAAUUCUUGGUUAGAUGACUUCUUCGAUUGGUCAAGUUUAACUGGGGCUUGCUGCAAGUACAAUACUACAAACGGUGGAUUCUGUUCUAGUACUGAUCCCUCUCCCGAAUGUCAAUUUUGUUCCCUCGGCAGAGACGAAUUCGGCAACGGUUUACGACCAGAUUCAAAGACUUUUGAAAAUUACAUACCGUUCUUCCUACAAGAUACUCCGACCGAUCAGUGUAAUAAAGGAGGUCUCGCUAGCUACUCGGGUUUUGUUAAUUAUUUGUUAGAUUCAGAAGGGCGUGCUACUGUCCACGACACUGCCUUCAUGGCAUAUCACGUAGCGUUGGGAACAUCAUAUGAGUAUAUAAAUGCUGUUAAAUACGGGUACGAAGUUUCUGCUAACAUAACUUCUGCGAUAAAGGAACAUACCGGUAAAGAUGUUGAAGUGUUUCCAUAUUCAGUAUUUUAUGUAUUCUAUGAACAGUAUUUGACAAUGUGGGGUGAUACAUUCUCUUCGUUAGGUUUUUGUUUGAUAGGAGCAUUGGUUAUUAAUUUAUUAGCUACUGGAUUUAACGUCUUAACGACUCUUACUGUGAUGUUUACUAGCAUUAUGGUUGUUAUAGAUAUGAUGGGGGUCAUGUACAUCUGGAACAUUCCAUUGAAUGCUGUAUCAUGUAUUAAUUUGAUCGUAUCUAUAGGUAUUGCUGUAGAGUUUUGUAGCCAUUUGGCAUACGCUUUUACAACCAGUAAAUGUCCACCCAAUGAAAGAGUCGCAGAUGCAAUUUGUAAAGUAGGCUCAACUAUAAUUACGGGAAUAACAUUAACAAAUAUACCGACUAUAGUUUUAGCAUUUUCUUACACUGAAUUGAUUGAAGUUUUCUUCUUUAGAAUGUUUUUCAGUUUGGUGAUACUCGGAUUAUUGCAUGGCAUGGUAUUCUAUCCUGUGUUCUUGAGCUAUUUUAACGAUAUUAUUAAUAAGAAAUGAGUGUCAGGGUCAGAUUUAAAUUGACUCUAAAUUUAAGAUACCUAUUACAUUAGAUGUU
This is a messenger RNA of Papilio machaon (common yellow swallowtail), 3886 nucleotides long. RefSeq names its product NPC intracellular cholesterol transporter 1 homolog 1b. The record is from RefSeq and is a predicted model, not a curated record. Lineage: Eukaryota; Metazoa; Arthropoda; Insecta; Lepidoptera; Papilionidae. The coding region runs from base 94 to 3828 and encodes 1244 amino acids. The transcript has a single exon. Gene Ontology annotation, cellular component: membrane.